UCAACGACAAAUCAGCCAAGCCAAUCUUCCAAAACUAAGCUCAGGAGUCGGUUCAUUGAGCUCCAGCUCCAGCACCAGCACACCUCACCAUUCAUAUAAAGAUUGUCCCAUAGCUCCUCUAAAUUGAGCCCUCUUCUCUACACGAUUGUUCCUGAUAGAUACCAACAACACCACCUCACAAGCAUUAGCAAGAAUCACAAAAAGACCAGAUUUGCAAUCACAUCAGAACUUCCUAACAAAAAUGGCUGGAGUUUCAGCUCUCCCUGCAGAGAUUUUGCUAUCAAAGCGUGUUCAGGAAAUGGUCCUUAACGGUGAAGAACCACAAAAGCCCUACAUCAGUAGAGAUGAUUGCACUAAUGAAGCAAUUCCCAGUCCCCCAUCUGAUCUGAUUCCGAUCAUAGACCUCAGCCUCCUCUCUUCUUCAGAGCCAUGCUCUGCACAAGAACUGCAGCGGCUUAGAUCAGCUCUUUGUUCAUGGGGCUGCUUUCAGGCAACAGGUCACGGUAUUCCAAAAUCAUUUCUUGAUAAGAUUCGCCAAGUAGCGAGGGAUUUCUUCGAGCAGCCAAUGGAGGAGAAGAAAAGGCAUGCUAAAGGAGUGGAAGAGUUUGAAGGAUAUGGAGCUGAUCCUGUCCCAGCAGAAGGACAGUCGCUUGACUGGUCUGAUCGCUUGUUUCUUAACGUAUACCCAGAAGAUCGAAGGAAGCAUGAGUUUUGGCCGGAGAAUCCAAAAUCAUUCAGAGAGGAUUUAGAAGAAUACACUUCUAGGAUGCAAAUAUUCACAGAGCUUGUUUCAAAAGCUAUGGCAAAGUCAUUGAACUUGGAAGCAGAUUGCUUCCUGAAUCAGUUUGGCAAACGAGCAGCGCUACAAGCAAGGUUCAACUACUACUCACGGUGUCAGAGGCCUGAUCUUGUUCUAGGUUUGAAAGCCCAUGCAGAUGGAUCAGGGUACACCAUUAUCUUGCAAGACGAUGUAGAAGGUCUUCAGGUCUUCAAAGAUGAGCGAUGGUUCACAGUUCCUGCAAUUUCUGAUGCUCUCCUAGUACUCAUGGGUGAUCAAAUGGAGAUAAUGACCAAUGGGGUGUUCAAGAGCCCAGUUCAUAGAGUUUUGACCAACUCAGAGAAGGAGAGGGUUUCUGUGGCCGUCUUCUACGCACCUGAACCAAAUAAAGAGAUUGGACCAGAAGAAGGUUUGAUCAACGAGGAACGAAAAAAAAUAUACAAGAAAGUGAAAGACUAUGCUGAUGUGCACUGGGAACACUACCAGCAAGGAAAGAGGGCAAUUCAUGUGGCAAAAGUUUAGAUCUGUGCCAUCAGCAUGAUGCCUUGUGGUUUUUAUCACAUCAUCUUUAUACACCUUGCCUGAUAAUGUCGUGUAUAUUAUUGAUAAUUUAUGUACAUUAUCGAUCUGGAGAAGUUUCCUAAAACUACUCCCUCGUUAUUUUCCAUCAUUUGGCUCCAUGUUAAUAUGAUUGAAGGUAUUGCUGCUAAAA
Messenger RNA from Populus euphratica (Euphrates poplar), 1490 nucleotides. Its product is annotated as protein SRG1-like. Bases 242 to 1300 code for a protein of 352 amino acids. The record is from RefSeq and is a predicted model, not a curated record. Lineage: Eukaryota; Viridiplantae; Streptophyta; Magnoliopsida; Malpighiales; Salicaceae. The transcript has 4 exons.